Xylaria bambusicola is the source of this 228-nucleotide messenger RNA. Its product is annotated as ATPase, V0 complex, subunit E1/e2. Lineage: Eukaryota; Fungi; Ascomycota; Sordariomycetes; Xylariales; Xylariaceae. Gene Ontology annotation, cellular component: vacuolar proton-transporting V-type ATPase, V0 domain. Bases 1 to 228 code for a protein of 75 amino acids. Gene Ontology annotation, molecular function: proton-transporting ATPase activity, rotational mechanism. The record is from RefSeq and is a predicted model, not a curated record. The transcript has 3 exons. Gene Ontology annotation, biological process: proton transmembrane transport; vacuolar acidification.
AUGGCGCAAGGGUACAGCAUCUUCAUCGGCCUGGUCGUCGUGGCCGCCAUGUGCGUCGGAGCGUGGUUCCUAUCGCCCAAAGGCGAGAACCAAGUAACAUGGCGGUCAUCGCUUAUCAUCGCCUUCAUCAGCUGCUAUCUGAUGUGGUUCAUCACGUUCAUGGCGCAACUGCAUCCGUUGAUCGAGCCGCGUCGGCUAGAUAUCAAGGACGGGUUUCAGCACGAAUAA